AUGAGUAUCAAUUUCAAGGUUAAACACGCGGGUAAAGUUCACGAAGUUACGGUGCCAGACACUUGUAAAGGAUCUGAUCUUAGAGCCAAGGUUGCUGAAUUGACGCAAGUUCCCGAGGCAAGACAGAAGUAUAUGGUCAAGGGAGGAUUAUUAGAAGAUACUCUGGUCAGCGGUGUCGUGAAAAAUGGGCAAACUGUCAUGGUUUUGGGUACACCAGAUGCGAAUUUGAUCGGUAAACCUAAGUCAGAUCUCAAAUUUGUCGAGGAUUUGGAUUCAAGGGCACAACAACAACAAUUUUCUACGUUACCUGUGGGCUUAAAGAACCUGGGUAAUACUUGCUACAUGAAUUCGACUUUGCAGGCAUUGUAUGCGAUUGCUCCUUUGAGAGACACGGUUUUGAACUUUGCAGCAACAGCGCCAAAUGACAUGGAUCCACACACCCAGCUAGUCAAAGAGUUGAAGCAGUGUUUUCGGGUGCUGAAGGAGAAACCACAGGAGUCACUUACGCCGUUAGUGUUGCUGGCGUUGCUUAGGAAAUGUUAUCCGCAAUUUGCCGAGCGGGAUCCACAAACAGGCAUUUACAAGCAACAGGACGCCGAGGAACUCAUGACGCAACUUCUACAGUCGUUGCAAUUGGUUCUUGGAGAAUCUGUAAUGCAAAAAUUCCAGAUACAAUUUAGGACAACGACGAAAGACACUGCGAACGAAGCCGACGUGGUAGUCAAAGACACAGAUUUUGAUCUUAAAUUGCAAUGUCACAUAUCGGGUACCACAAAUUUUGUAAAAAACGGGUUACUGGAGUCUUUAAAUGAGAAAAUCGAAAAAAGGUCUAGUAUCACCAAUGUCAAUUCUGUCUUUGAUGUGGAAAAACGGAUCACUAAAUUGCCCGAAUUUUUAACCGUACAAUACGUGCGGUUCUUUUGGAAAAGAAGCACUGGCAAAAAAUCCAAGAUCUUGCGAAAAGUCGUUUUCCCAUUUCAAUUGGACGUUAGCGACUUGUUGACGCCUGAAUACGCCCAAGAGAAGAUUAAAACCAGAGAAGAAUUACGUCAAGUGGAAAAGGAGAAAUUAGAGGAUCAGCGUGAGAAGAAAAGACGUAAGAUCGAUGACGAGGGGAACACUACGAUGACACCUGCAGAAAAAUGGGAAACUGAACAAGCUCUUGAGCAAAGCGCCAAAGAACAUUGGAUUUCGGAAUUCAAGAAAAAAUUUCCUCAAGAUCUGAGGCCGGGCGAAAACCCAUCUUGCGUUUACGAUCUUAUCGGGGUUGUCACACACCAGGGUGCUAAUUCCGAAAGUGGUCAUUACCAAUCGUUCAUUCGUGAUGAAAACGAUGAAAACAAAUGGUACAAGUUCAACGACGACAAAAUUAGUGAAGUCGAGAAAGAGAAAAUCGAAUCUUUGGCCGGUGGAGGUGAAAGUGACAGUGCUUUAAUCCUGAUCUACAAGGGAUUCGGUCUUUGA
Molecule: messenger RNA, 1464 nt
Organism: Lachancea mirantina
Lineage: Eukaryota; Fungi; Ascomycota; Saccharomycetes; Saccharomycetales; Saccharomycetaceae
Source: the annotation of a GenBank genome assembly